GAUGUGAAGGAGGAGGAGGAGGGGAAAAAAGGGGGAGGAGGAGGAAGGAAAAAAAGGAGGAGGAAGAGGAUGGAUACAGUAAGUGACGACGGUGUCCCAACUGGACACUAGGUCAGGUUCACGGUAUCUAGCAGCGUGAAUACGAAGAAGGAAUAAUAGAGGCAGUAAGUGAACACCUCAGGAGUCUACUGUUGAUCGGACCACUGUCCUUCCUCUCUGCUGUCGUCGCUCUCUGAGAGGAAGAAGGGCGAGGAUAUUAUGGCUGCACUUUCUCCACAGAUUCGAGGACUUCAGGCGGAUGAGGCGGAGUCCAGGAUCCUAAAGGUGAAAGUAGUCGCUGGACUUGGCCUGGCCAAAAAAGAUAUACUUGGAGCCAGUGAUCCAUAUACACGGCUGUCUCUCUAUGAUCCUAUCAAUGGAGAACUCACAAGUCUUCAGACCAAAACUAUUAAAAAGACACUGGACCCAAACUGGAAUGAAGAGUUCUUCUUCAGAGUUGAUCCCAGAAAGCAUCGUCUGCUGUUGGAGGUGUUUGAUGAGAAUCGUCUGACACGUGAUGACUUUCUGGGACAGGUGGACGUCCCCUUAAACCAGAUACCGACAGAAAAUCCUAACACAGAAAGGCCAUACACAUUCAAGGAUUUUCUGCUUCACCCCCGAAGCCACAAGUCCAGAGUCAAAGGUCACCUGCGUCUCAAGAUGACCUACCUGCCAAAAACUCCAGGUUCUGAGGAGGAGCCGGUGGAUCAGACUGAAGACAUCGGUCCUGGUUGGGAGUUUCUGGAAGGCCAGGACAUGUCAGGUCCACGACAGAGCCAGCUUCUGCCUGCUCUCCCCACUGGCUGGGAGGAGCGGCAGGACAAUCUGGGGAGGACGUACUUUGUCAAUCAUGAGACCAGGACCACACAGUGGCAACGACCCACAAUGCAGGACAGUGAUGUUGGAGUGCAAAGAAGACCCAACAAUAAUAUCGAGGAGCAUGCUUUUAUUACACGCAGACAGAUCUCAGAUCACGAUGAGAACAGCGCUCGAGAGUCUCCUGAGAGUUGGGAAAUUAUCACAGAGGACGACUCCACCUUGUACAGCAGUAACCAGCUCACAUCGCCCACACCCCGCUCACCUGUGCCGGAGUUCCUCGCUUUUGCUGACGAGCUGAGAAACGUUCACAUUGCAAGGCCCACAGCUGCCGCCCCCCCGACAAAUCAUGCAAGUAAUUCAAGCCAUUCCAGUAUCAGAAGAAGCUCCCAGACUUCUACAGGAGAGGAACAUCCCGUUAAUCCUGUGCUGCUUCCAACCUCAGCUGGGCUUCCUCCAGGCUGGGAGGAGAAGCGGGACAAUAAAAGCAGACGCUACUUUGUCAACCACAACACCAGAACCACUUCAUGGACGCGCCCCUUCCUUCAGAGAACCUCAGAGGCACAAGCAGCACAGAAUGCUGCAAGUGUACCGCAGAGCCCCACUCCACCUCCUCCUCCACCUCCACCUCCACCUCCACCUUCAGCUCCACAGCCUACAUCCCCUGAGGAGUCUCCUCAGCACACCCCCAGCCCAGAGAGCACGUUUGAUUCUGGCUUCCUGCCAGCUGGCUGGGAGGUCCGCAGUGCUCCCAAUGGAAGACCCUUUUUUAUAAACCACAACACAAAGUCUACUACCUGGGAAGACCCCAGGCUGAAGAUUCCUGUCCACAUUAGGAGGAGAGCCUCACUUGACCCAUCUGAUCUCGGUCCCCUGCCGCCUGGUUGGGAGGAGAGAGUCCACAGUGACGGGAGGAUAUUCUAUAUUGAUCACAACACCAAGAACACACAAUGGGAUGAUCCCAGAUUGCAGAACUCAGCGAUAACUGGACCAGCAGUGCCUUAUUCCAGAGAUUACAAACAGAAGUACGACUACUUCCGAAAGAAGAUGAAGAGACCGGCGGACAUCCCAAACCGCUUUGAGUUGAAGCUGAGACGAAACGCUGUGCUGGAGGAUUCGUACAGACGCAUCCUGUCGGUGAAGAGGGCAGACCUGCUGAAGGCUCGACUCUGGGUAGAGUUUGAAGGAGAAAAAGGACUGGACUAUGGCGGCGUCGCCAGGGAGUGGUUCUUCCUCAUGUCGAAGGAGAUGUUCAACCCAUACUACGGCUUGUUCGAGUAUUCUGCAACGGACAACUACACACUCCAGAUUAACCCAAACUCUGGUUUAUGUAAUGAAGACCACCUCACCUACUUCAAGUUUAUCGGCCGUGUGGCAGGCAUGGCUGUGUAUCAUGGCAAACUGCUUGAUGCUUUUUUCAUUCGGCCUCUCUACAAGAUGAUGCUGCAGAAGCCCAUCACUCUCAAGGACAUGGAGUCUGUUGACAGUGAAUACUUCAACUCCUUGAAGUGGAUUCUGGAGAAUGACCCAACGGACCUGGAUUUGAGUUUCACCAUUGAUGAAGAGCUGUUCGGACAGACUCACCAACAUGAACUGAAGCCAGGCGGUGCAGAGAUAGUUGUCACUAAUGACAACAAGAAGGAGUACAUCCAUCUGGUGAUGCAGUGGAGGUUUGUGAACAGGAUACAGAAGCAGAUGACUGCUUUCAAAGAUGGAUUCUUUGAGUUGAUACCUCAAGAUGUGAUUAAGAUCUUUGAUGAGAACGAGCUUGAGCUGCUCAUGUGUGGUCUUGGAGAUGUGGAUGUGAAUGACUGGAGGGCAAAUACCAAGUACAAGAACAGCUACGGCACCAACCAUGCCGUCAUCCAGUGGUUUUGGAAGACGGUGCUGUUGAUGGAUGCAGAGAAGCGAAUCAGGCUCUUGCAGUUUGUGACGGGAACUUCAAGGGUCCCGAUGAAUGGCUUUGCUGAGCUUUAUGGGUCUAACGGACCACAGCUGUUCACCAUCGAGCAGUGGGGAACACGUGAUAAACUCCCCCGAGCCCACACGUGCUUCAAUCGACUGGACCUGCCUCCAUACGAGUCCUUUGAGGAGCUCAGGGAGAAACUUAACAUCGCCAUUGAGAACGCACAAGGCUUUGACGGGGUGGAUUAGUGCUCCUGCUGUAAACGAGCUGAACUGACAUUACUGCCAUCAGCAUAAAGCUAAGCAGCUCGAGGUGGACACUUUGAUGAGAGAGAAAAAAAAAGCUGUGCUUCGUAUGCGGGUCUGUGCCAGCUGUGUGACAGAUGAAGGAAAGUCACACAACUUUAACCAGCAUGUGGAGAAGGGACAUUCAAUCUGGAGUGCCAGAGGUUUUUAAUCACUCUGCAUGCUCUUAAGUUUACAAACAAGAAUGCAAAGAUACAUACUGUGUAUAAAAAAACCCAUCUCACUUUUAAGAAUAUUAGUUUCAUGUUUGGCUGAAUGGCACAAAACACGGUGCUCUGAUUCUCACAGCAGGUAUUUGUGAGAAUAGACUUCAUACAACAUGUCUCCUGUCAAAUAUCACUAAACUCCUUAAAGCAAAGUAAACAAGUUCAAAUAGCAGACAGAAACAAGAACAUGUGAUUCAGGUUUUAAAAAUGAAAUAGAUAGAUAUGAAUAACCCAAAUAAAUUGGCUAUUCAACUGAAAUGAAAUUUUUUCACUUCACCAUAUAAAGUUUAUAAGGACAAUUACACAUUAUUAUCUCAUCUGGCCAGGAACACAGAAGACAAUCUCAUUCAUUUACAUUUGUAGCAGAAAAUGUUGAUAAAUAAGUUUGAGCAACUACAGUUAUAGAAAGCAAAUCAUUGAAUCAUUAUAGUAGUGAGGUAUCAAUAACAGGACCAGUAAAGAAACAGAGAACCCUGCAGUGUGUCUGUUUAAUCCACAGAUCCAAAGAAGUGACUAGGUUGAACAUGCAGUGUCAGAUUGUGCUGAAAUACUAUGCAUAACUGUACAUAGUGGCUUAAAGAUAAUUAGAUAUAACUUUACUAAUCAAAUAAAUAGAAUGUACAUAUAAAUACUACUUUGCCUUCUAGAAAAUGAUUAACACUUUAUUAUAUGAAGAGUUUGAUACCACUCUAAGUUGUCAGAUUGUCAAAUAUGGUAACUGGUGCAUGGCUUUAUUAAAUGUCAUGUCUCAUUUAAGAUUAGUAUCCACUUGUACCCAAGCUCAGCACUGACUGACAGCGUGAUAUACAGUCAUACACACACAUACACAUUUUAUCUCCUGGCCAGUAGAAACAUGAUCUGGCCUUCUCACACAGUAAUCAUACAGUAUGUUAAAUAUACUGUUCUGUUGCCUUUGGUCAAUGAGUGAUACCAUUUAUUUUCCUCUGCUCAUCACGGGUGUCGAAUCACAAGCACAGUGCUCUAUUUUAAGAGUACAGUUUUAAAAGAUUGUUUUGUUGGUUGUGAAAAUGUGUACAGAUUAUUGUCUGUUUUCAAAAUAAGUAACCACUUGUAUUACCUUUAUAGAAAAGUAACUGUACUUAAGCAGUAGUUUUAACAUUUUCUGAAUGGUUAAACAUGUGUUUACACUACCUGCCAUGUUUACAGGAUAUUAAUACAGAAAGAUAUCGAGGGCUGGUUCUUGUCUCUGACAAUUUUAUAAUUCUGCUUUUAUAAAGUGAAGCACUUUGUUUAUAUCGAUGAGUCUUACUUCUGAUCUGUCUGAAUCUUUGCCGAUCUUUCACCUGCAGACUGCUUAAAUCCCUCUUUAAGAUAACAAUCCUACGCUUAAGUGCAAAUGUGUUUUAAUGUUUACAUGUGAACAUUGCUAAAAAAAAAAGCACAUUCUCUUCUUUCACAUUUAUUUAAAUUGAAAUACAGAGGCCUUUGUAAUGUAUUGUAGAAUUUGAUUGGUUAUCAAUGUUCUUAUCUCUAAAUGGAAGUACUGUUAUAUGUGUAUCGAUGUCUAUUGAGUAUUAAUAAAUAGUCAACUUUUCAUUUGUGAUAUAUUAAUUUGUUAUGAUACAAUUUAAUGAAAACACCUAUAAGUGCAUUACGACAACGUGCAUGCAGCAUAUAUACAGCAUUUAAAAGGGUGGAAUGAAUUGUAGCUGUUCAAUCCUAAUUUGAGGACCUAUAUCAAAUUAAAUAUAUUUGAAAAUAAAAAAAUAAACAGAACUACGAUCCAG
Messenger RNA from Notolabrus celidotus (New Zealand spotty), 5020 nucleotides. RefSeq names its product NEDD4 E3 ubiquitin protein ligase a (gene nedd4a). Gene Ontology annotation, biological process: receptor internalization; regulation of dendrite morphogenesis; receptor catabolic process. Bases 259 to 3009 code for a protein of 916 amino acids. Gene Ontology annotation, molecular function: protein binding; sodium channel inhibitor activity; ubiquitin protein ligase activity. NCBI's taxonomy places the organism in Eukaryota, Metazoa, Chordata, Actinopteri, Labriformes, Labridae. The record is from RefSeq and is a predicted model, not a curated record. The transcript is spliced from 29 exons.